AUGCCAACCCAGGCUCUGCUGCCCAUCCUGCUUCUCUGUGUUCUGCUGCUACAGGCCCAGGGAGGACCCCGUAAUAAGAACAAGAUGAAGAGUGUCAAGGCCUGUCAGAAGCAGCCCAGUGUAUAUCUUUGCAACAACCACUGUUCAUAUUUCCUAAAGUGUCCCAAUUCAGAUACCAUAUGCUGUUCAACCUACUGCGGGAACGUUUGCAUGAACCGCCUGUGA
This is a messenger RNA of Myotis lucifugus (little brown bat), 225 nucleotides long. RefSeq names its product WAP four-disulfide core domain 10B (gene WFDC10B). The coding region runs from base 1 to 225 and encodes 74 amino acids. The transcript has 2 exons. The record is from RefSeq and is a predicted model, not a curated record. Lineage: Eukaryota; Metazoa; Chordata; Mammalia; Chiroptera; Vespertilionidae.